Molecule: messenger RNA, 648 nt
Organism: Cladocopium goreaui
Lineage: Eukaryota; Dinophyceae; Suessiales; Symbiodiniaceae
Source: the annotation of a GenBank genome assembly
AUGACCGAUUUGACCAAGCCCAGUGACCUUAACCCUGAUGAGAGAAAGCGCCAGUAUUCCUCAUUAAGGAGAGCUAUCUAUCGGGAUGCCCCACCGGCAUUUGUUGCCAAAUUCCAGAUGUGCAGUGACGCUGAACGGUUCACCAUGUUGAAGUCAUGGAUGACAAACCCAGACUUGAGUUCCAUCGACGUGGAGGAGAAAUAUGUGUCGUACGUGGAGCAGCUCCGCACUGACCGUUACACCACUGCGCCGUCCUGCCCAAAGGCAAGAAUGUAUAAAGUCUUAAAGGAGGUAGUGGAAGACACCUCUACUGGGAAGCGUGCGGAGGCCAAUGCUUCCUUGAAAGGAAGGGUGAGGGAUGACAAUGCGAAAAAACUCAUAGCGAAGCAACUUGGAGGGCUGAUGGAUGAUGUCCCGAGCUUUGAUCUGAAGACUGGACAGAUCAAGACUAAGAAAGGCAAGAAAGAAAAAUCACCAGAAGACAUGGCAGUGCAAGAGCUCAAACAACUUGAGAAAAAGUACCUUGCCUUGGUGAAUGGCAUUCCGAGCUGUAUCAAGGAGAUUGCGGAUUUGAAUGUGAGAAACUGCCAGGAGUUGGCAACUCGAAAACACCAUUAUCUUUCCAGAAUUUGGGUUCGUCAGCUGUAA